UGUGACGUCAACACUCUCGGCUGCUGAUUGGUCGGAGAGAAUCGUCACAAUCGGCGCGCGAGAUAAUCCCUAGCGUCGCAUAUAUAUAGCGAAGCUUGCAGCAUUUUUGUUAACAGAGGAGCUACAACAAUGGCAAAGAAAAGCACACCAUGGUCGGUCGAGGAAGUGACGACGUUCCUCCAUUGUAUUGCAGAUGAUAAGGUCCAGCGGGAGCUCGACGGGACAACUCGCAAUAUCGAAGUCUUUCGGGAGGUCUCUACACUAAUGUCCUGUUACUCAAGGACUGUCGUGCAGUGUAGGGAAAAACUCAAAAAGAUGAAGAGUAAAUAUCGCUUGGUAAAGGACAACAACAACACGAGUGGUGCCAGUAGGAAAAACUGGAAGUGGUUUGACCUAAUGGACACCAUUUACGGCCAUAGACCGGCUAGCGUUGGGAGGGAGGGAGGCCUGGACUCUGCAACGACGUUACUGGAGUCUCUGCAUGAUGAUUACAUUGGGACUAGCGAGGAGGAACAGUUCCGAACAACGUCCUCUGCAUCGACAUCCUCCACAUCAACAGCACAAACUCCAGCUCGACCACAGACACCAACACAGACACCAACACGAGCACAGACACCAACGCCGAGUGCCAGUUCGACACCGCUGCGUGUGGUUCUAGGCAAGAGGAAACGAGGAGGAGAGGAUCUGGCCCUGCAGGAACGGCAACUGGCCCAGCAGAAGGAACACCAGGAGCAGAACCUGGCCGAGCAGAGGGAAGACCGGGCCCAGCAGAAGGAAGACCAGGCCCAGCAGAAGGAAGACCGGGCCCUGCGGGCUCAGCACAUGAACCAGACCUUGGUGGAGGCGAGGGAGGCGAGGCUGUUGGAAGCAGCCUUGAGAAGGGAGGAGAUCGCUCACGCAGAGAGCUUUAAUGUAUCCUUCCUGCGCACUCUUUGCCAGGUGCUAGGGGGAACGGGCAGCCAACGUGCCCCGUCUCCUCCGCCUCUGUGAUCCAACAAAUAACCUCUGGCUGAGAUUAUAUUGUUUAUUUACAUUUGUACUUUCUUGUUUAUUUUUUAUCUUUAAAAAAAAAUAUGUUUAUUUUUAUAA
Trematomus bernacchii (emerald rockcod) is the source of this 1089-nucleotide messenger RNA. Its product is annotated as epsin-2-like. The coding region runs from base 130 to 990 and encodes 286 amino acids. NCBI's taxonomy places the organism in Eukaryota, Metazoa, Chordata, Actinopteri, Perciformes, Nototheniidae. The record is from RefSeq and is a predicted model, not a curated record. The transcript has 3 exons.